Molecule: messenger RNA, 1732 nt
Organism: Oryctolagus cuniculus (rabbit)
Lineage: Eukaryota; Metazoa; Chordata; Mammalia; Lagomorpha; Leporidae
Gene: LURAP1L
Product: leucine rich adaptor protein 1 like
Biological process (GO): positive regulation of canonical NF-kappaB signal transduction
Source: RefSeq, a predicted model, not a curated record
AAAGUUUCCAAGGCUCAGAGGAACACAAUGACUUGGAUCAAAAGCUUCGUUGGAAAGAAGGACAUUUCUGCGGCAUCAAGGAAGCUGUAAACUCCUGCUAAACUAUCUCUUUUUUUUAUGUCUCUACGCACGCCACCGACCUCCUCUGUCACUGAGCGGAGAGUUUAUCUGCCAAUCCAGGAUAUUUCGAAAGCUUGCAGACAUAUGGCUUGGAAAAUGAAACGACCCAGGAGUGUGGCCACAUCAUUAUUUUCUGUCGCGUAGUACCAGAUGGGCAGGCAGUGACCGGCGCAGGGGUGUGAAUGGACAGUUUUAUAAUGUGAAAAUUUUUCACCUUUAAGGCGAAAACAGAGUUUAUUUCCCUUUUUUUAAAAAAAAAAAUCUUGAAUACUUGGCUUUCCCUCCCUCUCUGCAAUAUCAAUUAACCCAACUUUGCAGUGGAGUGGCCAGAAAGGAAGACAAUGAAGCGAUCUGGACAAUCUUAGUGUCACGGGAGUCGCAACGGUCAGGGAACCGCGACUGCCACCCGCCGCGUCCUUUGAAGGCUGGUUCCGCACUGGGGAUUAUGGCGAGGACGGUGCCCUCGGUCCUCUGAGGAUAGAGACCCGGGCACCACCCGAGGGGGCUGCUGAUCACGCUGCAGCCUUUGAGGUCGAGGCUGCCCCUCUUCUGCUGCCUUGUAUCACCAUUAUCCCCGUCCCCGCAAAGUCAUGGAAGACUGCCCGCUGCCAGACCUCAGAGAUAUCGAGCUGAAGCUGGGGCGCAAAGUCCCCGAGAGCCUAGUGCGCUCGCUCCGCGGGGAGGAGCCGGUUCCCUGGGAAAGAGACGGGGACCCCUGCGGGGGGAGCUGCGCCGGCGGUGGCUGCAGUACCAGCAGCAGCAGCUGCAGCUUCCCUGUCUCCUUGUCGUCCUCCUCAUCGUCCUCCCCAACCUCUGGCUCCCCAAGACGUGGCCACUCCAGCAGCGUGGAGAGGCUGGAGACCAAGCUUCACCACCUCAGGCAAGAGAUGGUUAACCUCAGAGCCACAGAUGUCAGGCUCAUGCGCCAGUUGCUCGUUAUCAAUGACAGCAUCGAGUCCUUCAAAUGGAUGAUUGAGGAGAAAGCCACCAUUACCAGCCGCGGCAGCAGCCUCAGUGGCAGCCUGUGCAGUUUAUUGGAGAGUCAAAGCACCUCCUUACGUGGCAGCUACAACAGUCUGCAUGAUGGCAGUGACGGGAUGGACGGCAUCUCUGUGGGGAGCUACCUGGACACUUUAGCAGAUGACGUACCAGGCCAUCAGACCCCUUCAGACUUGGACCAGUUUAGUGACAGCUCCAUAAUAGAGGACUCACAGGCACUGCACAAGCAUCCCAAAUUGGCUUCUGAAUACUACUGCUUUGGCUAAUGACCCAGUUUUCUGCAUGAGACUGGUGUGCAAUUAACUUGUAUUUAUCCUUCUUCUCUGCUGCUGUAUUUUUGAUGUGAUUUUUUUUAAUGAGGCAACCUUUUUUAAAGAAGCUUAUUUUGAAACUGCUUGCUGGUAUUUUUGUUGCUCCUAAUAUUUCUCAUCUGGACUGAUUUAUUUUUCUCUGUUAUACUUCUUUUUUAUUUAUUAUAAUAAUUUUCUCCCUUCUUUUACAAUGGCACAAACGAGCAGGGGGAAAAAUAAGCAAUAAUUAUGGUUUUCUGGGGUCAGGGAUUACAGAAAAAAAUCUUUGCUAAAUUUUACAAUAAAUCAAAGUUCAAAAGUAA